Molecule: messenger RNA, 723 nt
Organism: Dictyostelium purpureum
Lineage: Eukaryota; Evosea; Eumycetozoa; Dictyosteliales; Dictyosteliaceae
Exons: 5
Coding region: 1-606 (201 amino acids)
Molecular function (GO): calcium ion binding
Source: RefSeq, a predicted model, not a curated record
AUGUACUACUCACAACCAGUUGUUCAUACUACAACCACUUUUGCAUUUGCACCACCACAAAGAUUCACCACCUUUUGGUACUACAGUUUAUACACUCAAAUCCAACAAGCCCAAUUAUACGAAAUGCAAGCUUGGUUUAUGUCUGUCGAUUUAAAUAGAAAUGGUCAAAUCUCAGCUCAAGAAUUACAAUAUUUAAUGAUUGGUGGUACUCAUUUAGGUAUUGAAACAGCUUCCAAAUUAGUCAAAGUUUUUGAUUGCAACAGAAGUGGUCAAAUUGACUUUUAUGAAUAUGCAGCCCUCCAUCAAUUUAUCAAUAAUCUUUAUAGAUCAUUUUGUGCCAAUGACCGUAAUUUCUCUGGUACAAUUGAUGCACACGAAAUUCAUAAUGCACUUAUGACAAGUGGUUUCAAUUUACCAUUCCACACUGUUAACUAUUUAUUCUUAAAGAUUUCACCAUCUGGUUAUGGUCUUCUUUUCACCCAAUUCCUUAGUUUAUGUGGAACUGUUGCUUUAACUCGUUCAUUAUUUGAAUGGAACGAUCCAAUGCGUACUGGUAUGGUUCAUCUCAAUCUCACCCAACUUUAUGAUAUAGUUUCAAUUGUUUAAAUUGCAUUGUUCAAAAAUAAAAAAAAUAAAAAAAAAAAACCUUAAUUUUAAUUUUGUAAAAUAAAAAUAUCUUUUUUUUUUUGAUCACAAAAGAAUGAUCAAAAAAACUUCUGUGGG